Molecule: messenger RNA, 1161 nt
Organism: Medioppia subpectinata
Lineage: Eukaryota; Metazoa; Arthropoda; Arachnida; Sarcoptiformes; Oppiidae
Source: the annotation of a GenBank genome assembly
AUGAUCAUUAAUAAACUACUACUUAUAUUAAUUAUAUCGCCAUUCGUGGCGGCGCUCACCGGCAAAGAGUUGUUGGACUUUGCGGUCAAACAGUACACCAAAGCCGUACACGAGAUCAAGACGGGUGUGCGCUGUCCGUCCAUCGGUAAGCCUACGGCCACGGCGUGGGACACACUUCCGGUGGUGACCAGCGAUUUUCGGGUCGGUUUCUAUCCGGGAAUUCUCUGGUAUUUAUACGAGUAUACAAACGAUAAGACGUGGAAAGAGUUGGCCAUUACGGCCACCGAAGCCGAGGCCGACAUUCAGUACAUUAACCGCACACACGAUAUCGGCUUCGAUAUCAUGGGUUCGUUUGGUAACGGCUAUCGGCUCACAAAGAAUGAGAAAUAUAGUAAAGUGAUUGUCACCGCAGCCAACACUCUGGCCACAAGAUUUAAUCCUAAGGUCGGUUGCACGCGCUCGUGGAACAGCAAAAAACCGGAUCAAUUCAUUGUGAUCGCCGACAAUAUGAUGAAUCUGGAGCUACUGUUUGAGGGCUCGCGACUGUCCGGCAACCAAACCCUAUACGAUAUGGCGGUCUCGCACACCAACGUUACCAUCAGAGAGCACUUACGGGCCGACUAUAGCCACUAUCAGGUGGUGAUGUUUAACGAGACCAGUGGGCAAGUGAUGAAGAAGUAUACGGUCGACGGUUACGCCGACCACUCGUGUUGGUCUCAGGCGCAGGGAUGGCUGGUGUCCGGCCUGACCACCGCCUACCGGUACACACGCGCUGAGCAUAUAUUACGCGCGGCCGAAGGGGUGGCCAAGUAUUUCAUCGACAAAUCACCGGCCGAUGGCAUACCGUAUUGGGAUUAUGACGUUCCGCACGACUCUAACCACACGUAUAUACCGCGCGACUCGUCCGCCGCGGCCACCGCCGCCUCCGGUCUCAUCGAGUUGUAUGAGUUCACCAAAAAUGACAAGUAUUUGAUUGGAUUCAAGAGGAUUAUAGAGUCGUUGAGUGGCGACCGAUAUCGGGCGGACGCCAAACCCGAGUACAAAAUACCGGCCCUUUUCCUAAACGGCACCACAAGUUUCAAAAAGUCUAUUUACGACACGGCUAUGAUUUUUGGCGAUUACUAUUACGUUAAGUCAUUUAAGUAUUAUUUGAAUUUGUAA